Molecule: messenger RNA, 1564 nt
Organism: Cajanus cajan (pigeon pea)
Lineage: Eukaryota; Viridiplantae; Streptophyta; Magnoliopsida; Fabales; Fabaceae
Product: Glycine cleavage T-protein family
Cellular component (GO): mitochondrion
Molecular function (GO): protein binding
Source: RefSeq, a predicted model, not a curated record
AACAUCCAUAAUUAUUGUUUACGAACGACUUCUUUGUUUUAACCCCAAACAGAGUAGUGCGCGCGCGUGUGCGAGAAAGAGAGACUCUAUCGUGAAUUCGAAAUGACAACGGUGGCAGCAGCAAUAGCACCUUGGUUGCACUUGCACCCUCGAAACCAAGCUGCAUUAGCAUCGCCUCUAAACGCUGCGUUUUGGUUCCACCAGAAGAAGCAGCAGAAGAAGAAGCCCAUGUCGUGGUCAAUUUCUGCUCACUCCUCACCUUUCGACCUCUCUCCUCCUCCUAUCGACCACGAUUUCCUCGAUACUGUCAAAACUGCAGGCGCAGAGGUUUCUGGGGAAGGGAUUGUUGAGACAUUUCAUAAUGAUGAUGAAGCACUGGAUGCCAUAGACAAUGGGGUUGUGGUUGUGGAUCUUUCACACUUUGGCCGGAUAAGAGUAAGUGGAGAAGAUCGCAUUCAGUUCCUUCACAACCAAAGUACUGCAAACUUUGAAUGUCUACAUGAAGGACAAGGAUGUGACACGGUUUUUGUAACACCAACAGCUCGUACAAUAGAUAUUGCACAUGCAUGGCUCAUGAAAAAUGCGAUAUCAUUAGUGGUUUCACCAGAGACCUGUAGGACCAUUACUGAAAUGCUGAACAAGUACAUAUUUUUUGCUGAUAAGGUAGAGAUUCAGGACAUAACUAAGCAAACCAGCUUUUUUGUUUUGGUGGGACCCAAAAGUGGCCAAGUGAUGGAGAACUUGAACAUUGGUGAUCUCGUUGGAAAACCAUAUGGCACACAUCAACAUUUUAAUGUUGAUAGGCAGCCUGUAACUAUAGGGGUUGGAAACAUCAUUUCUGAAGGUGGUUUUUCAUUACUGAUGUCUCCAGCGGCUGCUCCAUCUAUUUGGAAAGCUAUUCUUACUCAAGGGGCUAUCCCAAUGGGUUCUAAUGCAUGGAAUAAAUUGCGGAUUAUUCGAGGAAGGCCUGCUCCUGGAAUGGAGCUUACAAAUGAAUUCAAUGUCCUGGAGGCCUGUCUAUGGAGCUCAAUUUCUCUAAAUAAGGGUUGUUACAAAGGACAGGAGACUAUAUCUAGGCUCAUAACAUAUGACGGAAUCAAGCAGAGGUUAUGGGGAUUUCAUCUUUCUGCAGCUGCAGAACCUGGCAGCAUUAUUAUGGUUAAUGGGAAAAAGGUUGGAAAGUUGACUAGCUACACAUCCGGAAGGAAGCACUCUGAACACUUUGGAUUAGGUUACAUCAAGAGGCAAGCUGCUUCAGAAGGAGACACUGUAAUUAUUGGAGACAACAUCAAGGGAACAAUGGUGGAAGUACCUUUUCUUUCUCAGCAACGCCCACCAUCUGCUAAUUGAAUUAUAAGGGUGCAUGGAAUGUAGAUAUAUCGUUGUUGUGCUUCAGUGUGGUGACGAUUAUUGGUGAAUAAAUGCAUGCAUAAUAAUAGUAAUUUUUUUAAACUGUUAAUGAAAGGCUUUUUUGUUAUAUUUAUCAUGUUUGCGGUACAUUAGUGCAUCUGUGUAGAACUCUGGUCAAUCGCAUCAAUCUUGGAUAAUAUUAGCAUUUUUUUUC